This is a messenger RNA of Oreochromis niloticus (Nile tilapia), 4227 nucleotides long. RefSeq lists its product as uncharacterized. Bases 2587 to 4227 code for a protein of 546 amino acids. The record is from RefSeq and is a predicted model, not a curated record. The transcript is spliced from 5 exons. NCBI's taxonomy places the organism in Eukaryota, Metazoa, Chordata, Actinopteri, Cichliformes, Cichlidae.
AUUUGUGCUAAAACAUAGUAUUUCAACUAAAUGCAGUAUUUCUGGGUAAUGAUAGUAUUUCUAUAUAUUUCUGCCAGCUCCCCAGGGAGUUAAUCCUCUGUGAGCACUGUAAUAUUCAAAUUUACAUAUCAGGACCUGCACGACUUCACAACCAGCCAAUCAUUUCUGAGGACUGGGACAUUAAAAUUUGCAUUUUGAUGCCUUUUUGGCUCCUAAGCCAACCAAUCAUCUAUGUCAUAUAUCUCUAAUAAUUCAUAAUCUUAUUUUAAAUACAUAACACUUAAGGAUUCCCCCAUCUCUUCCGAACAAAACGGUCUAAGAAUGACAGUUGUAGCCCCUAUGGUUAUGAAAUUAUGGCUGAAGCGUGUAUCUCUCUCUCUCUCUGUUACUGUGUUUUGUGUGUGUGUGUGUGUGUGUGUGUGUGUGUGUGUGUGUGUGUAAAAGCCACCCCUGCACUAAUUACUGAUAGUUCAGAACAAGUCUUUGUGUAUUAACAGGUUUCCACUCUGUGAAACCGAUUUUCUUACAAAUAUGAUUUUUACAUUAACAUGUGGUUUCAGAAAGUGUAACUGUUAAAGCUAUAGUUUAGAUGGUUGUCUUUAAAACUUUCACUGAAGAGUCUUGUUGGAGACAGCCACAGCUUUACCUCACUGUAGUUGUCCACGCUGUAGCUUUACCGCACUGUGGGUGAACAAGUGGGUGCAAGUCCAUUUAGGUCAGAAUUUGAUAUUUGAUAUACCUUUAUUAGUCCCACAAGGGGGAGUUUAUAUGAUUACAACCAUUAUGAUUUAGAAAAAAAGAAAUAAAUGUGCAAUGAACAUUUCAGGGGUCACUGUUAAAAAGUCUCAUGACAGUGGGGUUAAAGGACCGCCUGAACCUCUUGAGUCCUGCAGAGCAGUGAGAUGAGCCUCUGCAGCUCCUACUGUCCUGAAGACUGUUCUUAUUACUGCAGUCAGUUACAUAAAUCUAUCAUAAUACAGUACAUUUUAACAUAAUGACCUUAUGUUUAUUUAUGUCUUUUAACCAUUAUUUCAAAUUCAAAGAAUCCUGUUUGAAACAUUUAUUAAACUUAUAGAAUUAAAUUUCUGCUAGUUGUUUUUUGUUGCAAAAAAAUCUAGUAUAAUAAUAUUUAAAUCUACAUAUAUUUUUCACGUUUUCAAUGCCAAUUUUGUGUAAUGGCGAAGUUUCCCACUACCCGUGAAUGCCUCUUUUUUACGUCUACGGCUGACUACUGAAUCUCCGCCCACUCUCUGCUUGAUCCCUGCCGAGUGAAAGAGAUCUUUGGUUUUGCCUUUGCUGACUGCUGAUCUGAUCGUCUCAAGUCUGGUGACCUGCUGCAGAAAACCCUCUCCCUCUAUCAUUAACAAGCAAUUCAGUCUGUCCUAUCACUCUCCCUCUCCCUGCUCCAUCUUUUUUGACAAGCCAUUCUAUCUUCUGUCAUUUCUCCGCCAUGAGCUCUAUCUAAUUUGACAAGCUUGAACCUGAGUUGAAAAGCAAAACAAGUUUGAGAAACCCAAGUUUGAGAAACCCAAGUUUGAGAAACCCAAGUUUGAGAUAAACCAAGUUUGAGAUAAACCAAGUUUGAGAUAAACCAAGUUUGAGAAGAAACCAAGUUUUUGGAAUUGAAGUUACCGCAACUUCAUCGAUCUGUUUUCAGAAUUCGGAGAGAUCUCCGCUCUCACGGCUCCUUCUUUCCUGUCAUUAAACUUUCAUAUCCACUCAUUUUGCUGGAAAUUACAAGUAAAAAGUUGAAUAUACAGUACAGUAGAACUCACUGUAGAAACUACUUACAGAGACCUACAUUUGUCAUUUUAAUUUUGCAUUACACUUUGAAAUAAACACUGAUAGUUUGGCUUACAAGUGCAAUUUGAUAAAUUAUAUAAACUUAUAUACACCUUUUUUUAGAUAUAUUUGUAGUAAGAUAAUCUGGUUAUUUUGUAAUUCAGACUGUUAUAUUCACAUAAAUAUUAAAUUUGAUUCAAAUACAUUUUUCAAGUCUGUUUCAUUGGUUAUAACAUUUGACUACAAGUUUAUACUAUUAUUAUUUAAGGACAAACCCUUUUUUGUCACUCAGUGUAAGUAUUCAAUUACAGUUAUCAUCUAGAGGCUGUCCUGAGAACCCAGACUUCCUGUUUCCUGGCUGCUGCAGAACAUCCAGCUGAAGAAUCCCCAUUGCCUGUCAUCUGAUCACCACACCAUCACAGCUCAUAUUUGCUUUAAAAUUUAAAUAUCUGAAAGAUUUACACAGUCUACUUAAAAGUUAAGUUUUAUUAUAGCCUGUUGAUUGAUUGUUGAGAUUUAUUCUGCAUAUUACAUUACAGAAGUAUAGACCUAUUUGUUAUCCAGUCUGGUUAAAGAAAAAUAUAAGUAAUAAUAUACAGUUUUUGAAAAAAAGUUACAAUAAAACAGACCAAAGUGUUUUCAAAGGACUUUUAUAUUGAGUUUGUAUUUAAGUCAGCCUUUUACAUUAAUUCUGAUAAAUCUCUGAUUUAAUAGUCAUUAAAGUCAUUAGUUUUUCAGUGUUUACAGGUUAACUUUUGUUUACAUUUGUGUAUACAUAUAAGUUCCAGUUUGUACUUCAACAAAAUGCCAAGAAAAGGUCAAAGGUCGCAGUCCCAGAAGCUUAGAUGGCAAAAGCAGCGAGAACAGGUAAAUGUUUCUGAGAUCGGUGAGCAGGUAAAGGUGUCUGUUACAAGUAUUCCCAGUCCAGAAGUGCAGAGCAGUGCUCAGACAGCCGCAGUGUCUUAUGCAGAUGUGGUAAAGAGAGGUGUUCGCUCAGCAUGUGUGCCAAAUGCUAAAGUACAGCAGAUAAUUCAGACUGAACCCCAGGUAACUGUGCAAACGCAGCAUGAUGGAGAAGCUCCAGGACCAUCUCAUGCACAGGUUACAAACAGUGAAAGUCGUCCACGAGUGAGUAGCAUCUGUGCAUCCCGAAGCCAGGCCUCUCCUAAGUAUGGAAAGUACAGGAAUCAGCAAUGCAUGGCGAACAGUUUGGUUUUCCUGUCAUUCUUACACGAGGAUGAAUUCAUUACAAGAGCAGAUCUUAACAGUGUGUUGGACAAAGGCCAUGCCAUGCAUUCAGAUGCCAGAAAGAGGUUUGUGAACAGUGUGUUUCUAGCCUGCGAUGAGCUUCCCACAGUGGUCAGCAGCCGCAGACACAAGUAUCAAGUGGACAUGUCUCAGUUUGCUCAUUACGGCGCAUUUGAUGGUACAGAUCAUCUUCCGAGCCUUGAACAGGGACUACAGUGUUUGGCUUCAGCGGUUCGCUAUGCUUUGCUAGUCAUGGGAGGAAACGUCAUUGCAGUUUGCAGGCUGACUUCAGGUGAAUACGCAUAUUUUGACCCUCACUCACGUAAGUCUACAGGAAUGCCAUUGUCGCUAGCUGUAAGUGGUGGAACUGCAGUUAUGUUAAAAUUCACACGUCUUAACGACAUGAUUGACAGGAUCAAAUGCUUGUACCGAAUGUUUAGCAUCGCACCAACCAGCACUUAUGAGCUACAGCCUGUCGAGUUUCACAGUGAAAACGCUGCUGACCAAAGACAUGCUAAUCAAACCACCGAAUACAGACAAACCGCUGCAAGUGUUCCAGCCGCAGCUUUAAAUGAACCUGUCCAUGAAUUAAAUUCCCAAACAACCACUGAGCAGACACGGAAAACUGUUACGGAGACUGUAAUCACUGAAGUGACACCAUCCAGAGUGGAUUAUUCAGAUGAGACAGCUGCUACUGAAAACAAGAAUCGUCCUUCUGAUUAUUUACAGAAAGAAACCUCUGCAUCUUCUGUGAGAGAAACUCAGGUAAUAUCAGAUGCUGUUCCUCAGAAUGAUUCAAACACUGCCUCCUGUUCAAUUAAGACAACACAGGAACUCUCACAUAACCUACUAAAACGUAAUAAACACCGAAGGGAAAGAUUUAGGAGAAGAUCAUUGGCCCAACAAACACUACCACAAAGAAAAGAAAAUCAGAAAAAGAAAGAACAGCAGAUGUACGCUUUUGAUGAAACCUUUAAGGCAAAGAAAAAAAAUUCUAGUAGAAAGUCUAAUGAUCCAGAUCAUAGACAGAAGAAGAGAGUGUACAAAAAUAAUCUGUAUAAAAUAAAUGCUACAUAUAGAGAGAAACAGACAGAACAUUUGAGAAAGAUCUAUAGAGAAAGGGAUGAUUUUAAGGAAAAACAGAAGGAGCAAUUGAGAAGGAUCUAUAGAGAAAGUGCUAAUAUGAUAACCCGGUAA